Messenger RNA from Camelus dromedarius (Arabian camel), 2306 nucleotides. RefSeq names its product double C2-like domain-containing protein gamma. The transcript has 12 exons. Lineage: Eukaryota; Metazoa; Chordata; Mammalia; Artiodactyla; Camelidae. Gene Ontology annotation, biological process: regulation of calcium ion-dependent exocytosis; spontaneous neurotransmitter secretion; exocytosis. Gene Ontology annotation, cellular component: membrane; synapse. The record is from RefSeq and is a predicted model, not a curated record.
GCGUCUUCUGCACUGGUACCCUGACCUUGGGGAGACACCCUGGAACAUCUGGUUUCCUGGCUGGAGUGCCUCUGGAUAAUCACACUGUCACCCACAACAGUGGGCAUCUGCUGUGAGCACGUACUGUGUGCUAGGGAUGAGAGGUGAGGAGAGGGCCACAGCUCUAGGACAGCAUGGUACCAGCGUCCCAUCAACAGAAAACGGAGUUUCUCUUUCUGGGCCAGUCUAUCCCAGAAUGGUACUUUAUUGGCCUGCUUUGGGUUACAUGCCUUUCCCUGAGCCUGUCACAUGGCUGCCAGAUUUGGAAUUCAUUGAUUGGCAGGGUCUGGGGCACAGGCCUGGGGAGCAGGGGGAACCUCCUGGACUGAGAGUACAGAAGGGGUGGCCCCUACAAGACCACGGGGAAGAGACAGAGGGAAGGUUGAACAGGUAAAAAGCCCAUCACUUUUCCCUGUAGAGAGCGACCUUGGGACCAAAGGUAAGCAGGAGCAGGCCAGGUCAAAGGGCAAGAGAGGAAGCAGAAGGAGCAGCACAUGCACAAAGCUUGGAGUGUUCAAGGAAACCAAGAGGAGAAAUGUGGACACGGGGCGAAGGGCCCACCACUCCAGGCCCGCUGUGUGGUGCCCAGGGGACACGCCUCAGUGAUGGCCAUGCUCUGGCUCUCUUGUGGGUCACCUCAAGUCAGGUGCACACCCAGCGCUAGCAGGGAACCAGAGCACCAGAGUGGGUGGAGGAGCUCUCAGAGCGGUCCCAGCUGCUGCCCAGAACCCCCCUGGGCACCUUCGGUGAUGCCUCUUUGCCCUGUCUGGUUGGCCUGGUGCAUGCCCCUCAUCUCCAGUCCGCACUGGCUCCUCUGAGUCCCGCCCCCACGUCCAAGCCCCCAUGGCGGGCAGGGGGACAGCGAGCCGGGGGCGGGUGAGCAUGCAGGAGCACAUGGCUAUCGAUGUGAGCCCAGGCCCCAUCCGGCCCAUCCACCUCAUUUCCGACUACUUCCCAUACUUUAACCCCUUCGCUGAGCCCACCCUGCACACUCCAGACCCACGCCCUACAGUGACCCCCGCCAUCUGCUCUACACCCCAGCUGGACCCAGAGCCAGAGGGAGACUCAGACGACAGCACUACCCUUGGCACCCUCGAGUUCACGCUCCUCUUUGAUGCGGACAACAGCACCCUCCACUGCACAGCACACCAUGCCCAGGGCCUCAAGCCACCGGCCUCAGGCUCCGUGGACACCUAUGUCAAAGCCAAUCUGCUGCCAGGGGCCAGCAAGGCCAGCCAGCUGCGGACACGCACGGUUCGGGGCACAAGGGGGCCUGUCUGGGAGGAGACACUCACCUAUCAUGGCUUCACCCUCCAGGACGCCCAGCGCAAGACCCUGUGGCUGUGCGUGUGUGAGGACUCACGGCUGCGGCGACGGCGGCGGGCGACUCCACUUGGGGAGCUGCGGGUGCCCCUGAGGAAGCUGGUGCCCAACCGAGCCAGGAGCUUCAAUGUGUGUCUGGAGAAGCGGAGGCUGACCAAGAGGCCCAAGAGCCUGGAUGCAGCACGUGGCAUGUCUCUGUACGAGGAGGACGAGGUGGAGGUGGAGGCAGCUGGGGAGGACCGCGGGCGCAUCCUGCUGUCUCUGUGCUACAGUUCUUAGCGCGGCGGGCUGCUGGUGGGUGUGCUGCGCUGUGCCCACCUUGCCCCCAUGGAUGCCAACGGCUACUCGGACCCCUUUGUCCGCCUUUUCCUGCAUCCAAAUGUGGGGAAGAAAUCUAAAUACAAGACCAGUGUUCGGAAGAAGACCCUGAACCCUGAGUUCAACGAGGAAUUCUUCUAUGCAGGCCCAAGGGAGGAGCUGGCCCAGAAGACGCUGCUGGUAUCAGUAUGGGAUUACGACCUGGGCACAGCCGACGAUUUCAUUGGUGAGUGGGAAUGCGGGGUCGCUGGAGUUGGGGGCCCAAUGGGCUCCCACAUGGCUCCUGACCUGUCCCCCAACCCAGGCGGGGUGCAACUGAGUAGCCAGGCCAGUGGGGAGUGCCUGCAGCACUGGCAUGAAUGCCUGGGCCACAGUGACCACCGACUGGAGCUGUGGCACCCACUGGACAGUGCGCCCCUCCAGCUCAGCGACUAGUAGGGGCACCCGGCUUGGCCCUGCUCCCUGCCUCUCCCCUAGACUGACCCACAGCAGUGUCCAUGGAGCUGCGAGGACCUGGGGCUGCCUCACCCACGAUGCCCAGCCCCUAGUCAAUUUCUCCCUUCCUUCCGCCUGUUCAAACUCACCCCACUGCCAAAUCAUGAAGCAAGAAUAAACCUCUCCUCCAA